AUGGCCUUGGGUUUAAGGUGCUUCCGCUUGGUCCAUCCUGCCUUUUGCAGUUCUCUUGCAGCCUUGACCAGACCUGUUUCGGAAGUUAUGCUGAAGACAGUGAGUGGAAGACAGUUUGACCACGGGCAAUAUGUGGCCUGUGCAGCUGUACCAACCCGUCAUUUUGCUACCAAGAAAGCCAAAGCCAAAGGAAAAGGACAGUCCCAAACCAGAGUGAAUCUUAACACUGCCUUGGUGGAGGAUAUAAUCAACUUGGAAGAGGUGGAAGAAGAAAUGAAGUCUGUGAUGGAAGCACUCAAGGAUAAUUUCAAUAAGACUGUCAAUAUAAGGACCUCACCAGGAUCCCUUGAUCAUAUCACUGUGGUAACUGCUGAUGGGAAGCUUGCUUUAAACCAGAUUGGCCAGAUCUCCAUGAAGUCGCCACAGCUGAUCUUGGUGAAUAUGGCCAGCUUCCCAGAGUGUACAGCUGCAGCUAUCAAGGCUAUAAGAGAAAGUGGAAUGAAUCUGAACCCAGAAGUGGAAGGGACGCUAAUUCGGGUACCCAUUCCCAAAGUAACCAGGGAGCACAGGGAAAUGCUGGCGAAACUUGCCAAACAGAACACCAACAAGGCCAAAGACUCUUUACGGAAGGUUCGUACCAACGCAAUGAAUAAGCUGAAGAAAUCAAAGGACAAGACCUCGGAGGACACCAUUCGACUCAUAGAAAAGCAGAUCAGCCAGAUGGCCGACGACACCGUUGCAGAGCUGGACAAGCAUCUGGCAGUGAAGACCAAAGAACUCCUCGGAUGA
Messenger RNA from Pipistrellus nathusii (Nathusius's pipistrelle), 789 nucleotides. The record is from the annotation of a GenBank genome assembly. Lineage: Eukaryota; Metazoa; Chordata; Mammalia; Chiroptera; Vespertilionidae.